AUUUUGUUUUUACAAGCGGAGGAAACUGCCACUGUCCACGUGGAAUUUGAUCCAGUUUAUCAGAAUGACAACCAUAGUAGACGGGCCGACGAGUUGCUAUUUCUGCGAUAUGAACAACAUCCGCAGACGGAUGCGAUCCGUCUAAUCGGUGAAGUACACUUUCCGAACUUGAAGUUUGAUACGAACAGUGUAUCUUUUGGCCACAUUCUCAAUCAUACAGAAGUCACUCGUCACGUAUUGAUGACCAAUACAAGUCCGCUAUUAGUACGAUUUCGAUGGAGUUUCCUGGUUGGACAGCGCACAAACAUUGUUUUCAAGCGUCAAACUCGAUUAAAGCCCUCUGGGUUUGAGAAAGACGGUCCUAUGCUCGACGACCAAAACCCGAAACAAAGCGAAGUGGAAAAAAUAGAACAAAUCCAAGAAGAAUUACUAGCCGUUGAACAUCAAAUGGGAGAGGUAAAUUGUCCGAAAAAUGAAGAUCCUGCUGACGAAGAUGAUCAAGGAUGUCGAAUAAUAGAUCCAAUCCAAAGUCCUGGAGGAGAAAACGUUUCAGAAAAGCAUGGAGAUGCUUGCGAAGGAAUUGCCGAUCUACAAGAUAAUGAAAAUUUGUCAGUCGACGGGUUGAAACCGAUUGAAAAUGAAAUUUUGCAAGAACUUCUGGAAAAAGACAAUGAUGUGGUUCCUUUAGGUAUAGAAGAACUGUUUGACAUUACACCUCUUUAUGGAGAACUUGAACCGGGACAAAGUCAGUCGGUCAGUUUUGUGUUCUUUGGACACGCCGAUGUUGAGGCCUCUGUGACAGCACUGUGCGAAGUAGAUGGUGGCCCAACCUACUCUGUGGAACUCAGUGGAGGAGCAUCCGACAUAGAAUACGACAUAGAUAGGACAGAAAUAAUAUAUGACCCAGUUCGUUAUGAUAAACCAGCUGUGAGUCAAAUUGUCCUGAUGAAUACGGGUCAAGUAGGGUUCGAAUUCAGUAUUUUCCCAGGUGACUGCUAUUCGGAAGAACAGUGUGCUGAGUUGUCAGACGAACCCAAUGUGAACGAAAUCGUCACUGGUCAACUUACAGUUGAACCAUCCAAUGGGUAUCUAGGCGCUGAUGAGGUUUGUAACAUCAAGAUCACAUAUUUAGCUCGUAAACCGUCGGUUUUUGAACGAGCUAUUAUGAUUCAGGUCGCUCAUUUUGCGCCACAGAGGAUUAUUCUUCGCGGAUUGGCUGAUUUUCCUAGAAUAAAUCUUGAUCUGCCCCGCUUUUAUGCGUCACAGAACAAACGAAAACACAUUAGAGAACUAAGCGACGAUACUGGAGAUUUUUUGAAGACUGGGCCUUCGGAUGCACCUGCAUAUGAGAUUGUUAUGACUCAGUUGUUAUCUGAUUUGCACCUCUAUGUUACACAACAGCUACAGAGUAACGCAAAUCAAGGAAACCUCAAGGCUGUCUGUUCUUGCCAUAAACAUCGUGGGAACAAGCUGAACCAAAAGGCUGAAAAGCAAGAUGGGUUACAUAAAUCACGCCAAAUUGAGGUACAUGGUGCAUUAAAUCCUCUCUUCCUACAUGAUCCCUCCUGUCGUGUUGCCAAAACAGUUCGAAAGGCUCUUGAACGUUCAUUGAAUAGUGCAAACAUCAUUCCCGAUUGGAUAUCGGAACGUAUCCCAGAUAUUACACUACAAAUGGAGGCCGAACGCUAUCAUCUAUGUGAAUUGCUGGAACAACGAUUCGCUUCAGAGGAACAAAGAAAAAUGAUAGACAGAACAACAAACGAGAGGGAGGCUACUCAGGCUACACAUUUUACAAAACCUCUGUUGAAACAGGCGGGAAAUGCAGCUUCUCAUAAGUAA
Molecule: messenger RNA, 1839 nt
Organism: Echinostoma caproni
Lineage: Eukaryota; Metazoa; Platyhelminthes; Trematoda; Plagiorchiida; Echinostomatidae
Source: the annotation of a GenBank genome assembly